Messenger RNA from Ruditapes philippinarum (Manila clam), 1897 nucleotides. RefSeq names its product sodium-dependent serotonin transporter-like. Gene Ontology annotation, cellular component: membrane; neuron projection. Gene Ontology annotation, molecular function: serotonin binding; serotonin:sodium:chloride symporter activity. The annotation marks the transcript as partial. The record is from RefSeq and is a predicted model, not a curated record. Gene Ontology annotation, biological process: serotonin uptake; sodium ion transmembrane transport. The transcript has 12 exons. NCBI's taxonomy places the organism in Eukaryota, Metazoa, Mollusca, Bivalvia, Venerida, Veneridae.
GUGCGUUUCUUAUACCCUACCUGGUUAUGUUGGUAUUCAGCGGAUUUCCACUAUUCUAUAUGGAACUGGCCCUCGGACAGUAUCAGAGGUGCGGCUGUAUCACCGUCUGGAAAAGAAUAUGUCCUGUACUUAAAGGAAUUGGAUUUGGGAUAUGCAUAAUUGCUACAUACGUUUCUUGGUACUAUAACACUAUCAUCAGCUGGGCAUUGUUUUAUUUCUUCUCAUCAAUGAGAGCGGAUGUCCCAUGGAAAACGUGCAACAACACGUGGAAUACAAACAUGUGCAUGGAUAGUGAACAGAGGCGUGCAUUUUUUGCUGCAAGGAAAAACGUUUCUGAAGAGCUUGUUAAAAAAGAAGUCAUGAAUUACACCACGCCAAAUGAAGAAUUCUUUGAAAAAGAAGUUCUUGGUCUUUCUGACGAAUACAACAUGAAUCACUUGGGGUCAGUAAGGUGGCAGUUAGCUCUGUGCUUGAUGGGUGUAUUUACAAUCGUAUAUUUUGCAAUGUGGAAAGGCGUAAAAAGUUCUGGAAAGGCAGUAUGGAUAACGGCAACAAUGCCAUAUGUUGUACUCAUCAUUCUGCUGGGUGUUGGUGUGUCGUUAGAGGGCGCUGGUGAGGGUAUUAAAUAUUUCAUCACUCCUACAUUUGCAAGACUUGGUGAUUAUCAGGUAUGGGUCGACGCAGCUGCCCAAAUUUUCUUUUCACUUGGACCGGGAUUUGGUGUCCUUUUAGCAUUAUCAAGUUACAAUAAGUUCACGAAUAAUUGCUUCAGGGACGCAUUGAUUACAAGCGGUAUAAAUUGUGGGACAAGUUUUCUUGCCGGAUUUGCAGUGUUUGCUGUUUUAGGUCACAUGGCACAUGUACAAAACACAGACAUAGAAUAUGUUGCACGAGAAGAUGUCGGUCUCAUAUUCAUUGUAUAUCCAGAAGCAAUAUCCAAUCUAAAAGGAUCAAGCGUCUGGGCCGUGAUCUUCUUUUUCAUGUUGAUCACUCUAGGUUUGGAUACCACGUUUGGUGGGCUAGAAGCUAUAGCAACUGGUAUUCUUGAUGAAUGGCCUUUCCUCCGAAAACGUCGAGAGCUCUUUAUUCUAGGUCUUAUGGCCUACUGUUUCCUGGGCAGUUUGGCAACUACCACAUACGGUGGUAUAUAUUUGGUGCAGUUACUGGACACAUAUGGCGCUCCGAUUGCUUUAUUGUUCAUAGUCUGUUUAGAGGCUAUUGCUGUCACGUGGAUAUACGGGGCAACGCGUUUCAGCCACGAUAUUGAGGCUAUGCUGGGGCCACAAUCUGACCACUACUGGAGGUUCUGGAAGACAUGUUGGAUGUUCAUUGCUCCAACAAUUUUAUUUGUACUGUUCAUCUUGUCUCUAGUUAUGGCUCCUGUUCCACAAUAUAGCAGUUACGUGUACCCUGAGUGGUCGAUCGCAAUAGGCUGGAUGAUGGUGGUGUCUUCUCUAUUGUGUAUACCAGCAUACGCUAUAUACAAGUUCCUGAUAACGCCUGGAUCCGUCGUUGAAAGAAUAAGGACGAUAAUGAUACCAGAAGAAUCACCCACACAUAUUGAAGAGUUGCGUGUCUUUGUAUGAGGGCAUCAUACAUUAAGAAAGUAACACUCAGCACAUACAUUUACGACGUAAUAAAAACAUCAGAUAUUCAAUUUAAAGAACAACAACAACAAUCUAUGUAACAUAGAUUAUAGUUUUAAUUUUAUUACUACAACAAUGUGGGAUAUUAGCCGUUUGUGAAUAUACAAAGCAUGUACGUAUGAACGUAAUUUGUUAAAAGUAAAUAUUCAUCUUAGAGUUACUGAUAUAAUUAGGAAUAUCGCAAUAACAACAAAACAAAACAUUUUUUGUGUGUAAAAUUUUGUUAUGAAAUAGGUCAUGUACGAAUUUGU